AUGACGCCACCUCCAAGUUACCACACAAACAGCUUGCGCAAAUAUCGCGUGGCCGCGAUCUUCUUCGGCCUCCUCUUCUUCAACCUCGUCUUCUUUAACCAAACCUACAUCAUUUCACAAUCUUUCGACAGUAACAUUUUUACCAUAAAAUAUCUUCACCCUAGAGAACCGGCCACAAACUUGAGCCAUUUGAUGUUCGUUCUAGUCGGGGGAUCACGUACGUGGAAGGAUCGAAGAGUUUACGUAGAAUCAUGGUGGAGACCAAAUGUAACACGUGGUAAUAUAUUCUUUGACGUGGAGCCGUCGAAAGAGUCCCAGCCUUGGUCUCGGACCCUGCCGCCGUUAAAAGUCAGCGAAGACAUAAAGAAACUCAAAAUUUACCCGAAGCUUGCAAACCGAGUUCACACUCGGAUCUAUCGAUCAAUUCUCGAGAAUUAUAGGCUUAAACAAGACCAGGAUGUGAGAUGGUAUGUGACGGGUGAUGAUGAUAGUGUUUUCUUCGUAGACAACAUGGUGGACGUGUUGUCAAAAUACGACCACACGGAAAAACAUUACAUCGGAAUGUUCUCGGAGACGAUAAGAUCAAAUUUUCAAAUCUCGUUUGACAUGGCAUUCGGAGGAGGAGGAUAUGCUCUAAGUUAUCCUCUAGUAGAGGCUUUAGUGUUAGAAUUGGAUGAAUGUAUUAAGAGGUACCAUUACGUUUGGGGAGUGGAUCAUUUACAGAGUUUGUGUUUGGCUGAUCUGGGCGUUGAUCUUACCCUCGAUAAAGGAUUUCAUCAGCUGGAUCUGCGCGGUGACUUAUCAGGCUUCCUCUCGUCCCAUCCAACGGCUCCUCUUCUCAGCUUCCACCAUUUCGGAUCCCUCGAACCAAUUUUCCCUGGCAUGGACCGUCCCGGCUCAGUACGUCACAUCAUGAAAGCGGCAAACGUGGACCAAUCACGGAUGUUACAACAGUCGAUAUGCCACGUGAGAGCCAAUAACUGGACCAUCUCGGUCUCGUGGGGAUACUCUGUUCAUGUCUAUGAGAAGAUAUUCCCACGAAGCCACCUAAAGCUUCCUAUCGAGACAUUUCGUCCCUGGCUCCCAGGAAGACGGCCUCCGUUUUACAUGUUUAACACGAGACGGGUGUCUCGAGACCCAUGUGAAGCUCCUCACUGGUUCUUCUUCGAUUCGAUUGAGAAAGAGAAGGGAGGAGUUGUUACUUCCUACACAAGGAAGUUUCCUAGAAAUAUGGCUUCUUGUUCCUUCUCUGGUAAUGUUUCUGCGGAUCCACUCGCUUCGAUCCGUGUCUUCUCUCCUCAAACUCCCAAACGGGUUAGUUUAUUUUGCUGUUAG
Messenger RNA from Eruca vesicaria subsp. sativa (arugula), 1335 nucleotides. The record is from the annotation of a GenBank genome assembly. NCBI's taxonomy places the organism in Eukaryota, Viridiplantae, Streptophyta, Magnoliopsida, Brassicales, Brassicaceae.